Molecule: messenger RNA, 981 nt
Organism: Penicillium brevicompactum
Lineage: Eukaryota; Fungi; Ascomycota; Eurotiomycetes; Eurotiales; Aspergillaceae
Exons: 1
Coding region: 1-981 (326 amino acids)
Source: RefSeq, a predicted model, not a curated record
AUGGCAGCUUUCUUCCAGCGACAACCCUACCUCAGCAAAGCUGAGACCGCAAAUACGGCAUUGCCAUGCUCAAAUAUGUUCUGGAAGGCGCCAACAGCCUGGGCGUGGAAGUCUCUCCUGGGGCCCGCCGAUAUACCACCAAGCACGUAUUUCCUCACUACACUUACCACAAUCCUUCUACACAAUGACCUCCCCGACGUUCUGCCAUUCCCUCCAUUGGAUGAUUUCUGCAAGACUCUCUAUGCUUACGUCUUGCAUACUCAUGUCUUCGAGUGGCGGCAGACGAUUUGUAUGCUCAAUCCGACCGGGCUUCUUAGCUCUCCCCUAUCUUUGGCACCGCAGAAUAUUGGGGAGUCACUACAAGAGCGCCGGGAAUGGCUGAUAUCUUGCCUGAAGAACUGGGAUACUUUCUAUGGAAAUGAUAAUCAAGCCGAUCCUACUAACCGCAACCCCAAGAACUCGUCGGGAAUUCUUCUCUUUCAUUUGGCGAUGUUGGCUCUCCACCUAAACUUUUCGGACUUGCAUAUGGUCACUGGAAGGUCUGGAUCUGAGGCAGAUAUCGAACUGGCGAAGCAGUCUCUAAGGAACUGGCUGCAAAAAGAAAGAGUCCAAAAGAUAUUCGACUGUAAUACUCGAAUGCUGAACGCAGCCCAUGAUGCGAUCACCGCCGGCGAUGCACAACGCAGCGGCUUUGAACUUGCCAUCUGUCUGUUUAUGGGAGGUCUCACUAGUUGGGCUAUAUCGCGUUUUGGAAGCCCUGUUCGAAUCUCUAUGCUGGGAGCCUCGAGACAAUAUGCCAGAGGUCAGAAUUUUGAUCAGUAUCAGAGCAAUCCUGAAUUAAGCACAGAAAGCUCAUUUGACCCAAGAGAUGAGCUGAACGGUCAAGUUUCCAAUGCGCGCGAUGGGUUGCGAUCGUUGAAGUGUUUCCGGCUCGCUGUGGCAUUUGGGGACAUUCUUGAGCUCCACAGCGGACCCGAUUGA